AUGCGGGCAGGCCCGAGCCCCGCCGUCACACUGGCCCUGAUGCUGGCGGUGGCAUGGGCCACAGAGCUCAAGCCCACAGCGCCUCCCAUAUUCACGGGCCGGCCCUUUGUGAUAGCAUGGGACGUACCCACACAGGACUGCGGCCCACGUCACAAGGUGCCACUGGACCUGAAGGCCUUUGACGUGCAGGCCUCACCUAACGAGGGUUGGGUGAACCAGAACAUUACCAUCUUCUACCGGGACAGGCUGGGCCUAUAUCCACGCUUUGACUCAGCAGGGCAGUCUGUGCAUGGUGGUGUGCCGCAAAAUGGCAGCCUCCGGGCACAUCUGAAGAUGCUGCAGGACCAUGUGGAACACUAUAUCCGCACGCAGGAGCCUGUGGGGCUGGCAGUCAUUGAUUGGGAGGACUGGCGGCCUGUGUGGGUACGCAACUGGCAGGACAAGGAUGUGUAUCGCCGGUGGUCACGCCAGCUGGUGGCCAACCUCCACCCCGACUGGCCACUGGACCGUGUGAGCAAGCAGGCUCAAUACGAGUUUGAGUUUGCUGCUCGGCAGUACAUGCUAGAGACACUGCGCUGGGUCAAGGCAGUGCGUCCACGACACCUCUGGGGCUUCUACCUCUUCCCUGACUGCUACAACCAUGAUUAUGUGCAGAACUGGGCCAGCUACACGGGUCGCUGCCCUGACGUUGAGGUUGCCCGCAAUGACCAGCUGGCCUGGCUGUGGGCUGAGAGCACAGCCCUCUUUCCCUCUGUCUACUUGGAUGAGACACUUGCCUCCUCUUCCCACGGCCGCAAGUUUGUCAGCUUUCGUGUACAAGAAGCUCUUCGUGUGGCUCACACCCACCAUGCCAACCAUGCACUCCCAGUCUACGUCUUCACGCGGCCCACCUAUAGCCGCAGGCUCACAGGGCUCAGUGAGAUGGACCUCAUCUCCACCAUUGGCGAGAGCGCAGCCCUGGGUGCAGCUGGUGUCAUCCUCUGGGGUGACGCAGGGUACACCAAGAGCAUGGAUACCUGCCAAUACCUCAAGAAUUACCUGACACAGCUGCUGAUCCCCUACGUGGUGAACGUGUCCUGGGCUGCCCAUUAUUGCAGCUGGGCUCAGUGUCAUGGCCAUGGGCGCUGUGUGCGCCGCAACCCCAGUGCCAGUGCCUUCCUGCAUCUCAGUGCCAGCAGCUUCCGCCUAGUGCCUGGCCAUGCACCCGACGAGCCCCAGCUACGACCUGAAGGGGAGCUCAGCAGGGCUGACCGUGACAACUUGCAGGCACACUUUCGUUGCCAGUGCUACUUGGGUUGGGGUGGUGAGCAAUGUCAGUGGGACCAUGGGAAGGCAGCUGGGGGUGCCAGCCAGGUCUGGGCAGGGCCUCACCUCCCCAGCCUGCUGGCUGUGACAGCCCUGACUCUCACCAGGACUUUAUAG
This is a messenger RNA of Orycteropus afer afer, 1422 nucleotides long. It is a transcript of the gene HYAL2, whose product is annotated as hyaluronidase 2. The record is from RefSeq and is a predicted model, not a curated record. Gene Ontology annotation, biological process: carbohydrate metabolic process; hyaluronan catabolic process. The coding region runs from base 1 to 1422 and encodes 473 amino acids. Lineage: Eukaryota; Metazoa; Chordata; Mammalia; Tubulidentata; Orycteropodidae. The transcript is spliced from 3 exons. Gene Ontology annotation, molecular function: hyalurononglucosaminidase activity; hyaluronoglucuronidase activity.